GUCAUUCCCAAUGGUUCGUUCCUAAUAUCUUCACCCCUUCUGCGUACUGUUUUGGCGGUGAAGGAGAAAGCUGCUUCCAUUUCCAUGUCGUCCACUUUCCUCUCAAAUCUCCCACUUUUCUCAUCCAAUCACCCUUCCAUAAACGCCGACGGCGGCCGGCAUUUUGCCACCGUGCGAUGCGGCCCACGAAGCAACCGCGGCCCGCUCGUCAAAGGCCGUGUACUGAGCACCGAAGCAAUACAAGCCGUCCAAUCCCUGAAGCGGGCGGCUAGCCGAGCCGACCCCUCCAGCCUUGACGCCGUCCUCUCCAAGACCCUCUCCCGCCUAAUCAAGCCCGACCUCAUCGCUGCCUUCAACGAGCUGCUCCGUCAGGACCGCUGCGACUUGGCCCUCAAGGUGUUCGCCGCUGCCCGAUCGGAGUCGUGGUAUGCUACCGACUUGGCCGUUUACGCCGACUUGGUGACGGCGCUAGCGAGGAAAGGGAUGGCGGAGGAUAUCGACAGUCUGAUUGGGGAUCUGGAGACGGAGGGCGGGAUCCCCUGCGGCGGAGGGCUGGUAAGGCUGGUCAAGGCGGUGAUUGCGGCCGGGAGAGUGGAAUCGACGGCCAGGAUUUAUGGGUUGAUGAAGAGAAGUGGGUGGCGGUCGGAUGAGGAUGAGUAUGUGGCUAGGGUUUUGAGCAAGGGUUUAAGGAGAAUGGGAGAGCUGAGGCUGGCUGAUGAGAUUGGCUUGGAUUUUGGUACAAGUUGAACUUCUUGUUGUUGAUAAGGUUUUACACUCAAUUAAUAACUGAUUGGAAAUUCUUUGAA
Molecule: messenger RNA, 806 nt
Organism: Diospyros lotus (date-plum)
Lineage: Eukaryota; Viridiplantae; Streptophyta; Magnoliopsida; Ericales; Ebenaceae
Product: protein THYLAKOID ASSEMBLY 8, chloroplastic
Exons: 1
Coding region: 85-747 (220 amino acids)
Biological process (GO): Group II intron splicing; chloroplast organization
Molecular function (GO): RNA binding; protein binding
Source: RefSeq, a predicted model, not a curated record